CUCAAUCCGUCAGCGGAAAUUGAGUACCGGCCUCCGGCAAUGAACAAUAACACACAACUGUGAAAGACGAAAAGGAGAAACUACGUUUCAAACAAAAUCCACCCAUUGGAACCUCCCAGCUUUCGUUUGGCAUGCUCUGACUAAUCUCCAAUUUACAUCCCGAGAGUUGUCAGAUUAACGUGGCAUCUGUUCAGUGAACUGCUCAUUCUUGAGCCACUAAGAGCACCAAAGCGUCGGUGCUCCUCGGCAAGCUGAGACAUCACCAUGGAAACCCAAACAGACGUUAUUCCUAUCUGGCAGAACAAGCCUCAUGGAUCCACUCGCAGUGUGGUGAGAAGAAUAGGGUCCACUCUCCCACUCAAGCCCCCACAAAGGGCGUGUUUUCAGGAACUACCUGGCAUUUCCGCUCUUCGUCCUAUGGACGGCCCCAUGGUACCCACUUUGGCAGAUAUUGCCUGGAUUGUUGCAGAUGAAGAGGAGACGUAUGCCAGAGUGCGGAGUGACAGUCGCCCUCUCAAACACGAAUGGAGGCCCACGCCGCUCCUGGUGCUACACAGGAACUCGUCUGUGCCCAACUUCCGACGGGAGGGCAAGCGGGUGGAGGGCCUGAGGAAACCCGGGGUAACUGCACUAAACCGCACCACCGCCCUGCAGGAUGAGCUGAGCAGACUUCGGGCACAGAUUGCAAAGAUUGUGGCUGGCGAUACUGGUUCCAACCCCUUGACUCCUGACCUGCUCUCCCCCGACGAUACCACCAUGAGCUUUUCUAUGGCGCCCUUCGAGACCGCCCCCUACCAGCCGGCGGCCGCAGCGGCCGCCUCUUUCGUCAUCAGCGAUGUCACCGAGGAAGACGAAGAAGAGUUGGAGGAGCAAGAUGAUGACGACGACAAGGACAUGGUGUCUGUGGUGUCGGAGCUGGUCCCCGACCCCCUGCCGCCGGUCUCCAUGACGGCGUCGGCCACCUUUGACCUUGACAGGCCCAGCAUGGACUACCGCGAGGCGGAGGAGGACACGGUGUCGCUGUCCAAGUCCACCAGUUUUGCCGACGUGAUGGACAUCUUGAAGGACAUGAACCGAAUGAAGAUGAACAAAGACAGAUAUAACAGAGGCUGUACGUCCUUAAGAGAGGAGGACUCGGCUUCUCUGAUCUCCGAAGCUCUAAGGAAAAAGUUUGUCCUGAAGGAGGAAGACAGCGUCGCCGUGAAGCAGAAGUAGUUCACCCAGGCUUGCCGUUCCUGCUACUUCAUGCCUUUUCCCAAGAACUGCCAUGGACUGCAGCCAUCGUCCUCAGACCUCAACGCAGUAGCUGCCUGCUGCCAGUUCGUAAACAAAUCUGUAUCAUAUAUCGCCUAUUUCUUGCUCCGUUUUUCAGAACAGUGACUCAACAUAUUGAUUCAACUGAGGAGUGAGCAGUGGUCCCUUUUAAGGAGCACUUUUUACCCAUCCAGCAUUGAAAAGGGAGGGUUUUUAAUUCGGAAAUUUUCCAGUUCUGUAUCAUACUUGAAAAACGUUUGCGAGUACACACAACAAGUUUAAAGUCAAUGUAUACAUUUAGCCUGUAUUGUCUAAAGCAGGGGUGGGAAACCUUUGAGCCUCAAUCAACCCACGAGAUUCACUUACACUUUGGGGAGUCCACUAAAUAAUUUGUAAUCAGUUAUUAUGUAGUAUUAACUUUUUUUUCCCAAAAUGUCCAUACCAUAAACUUAUUACUCCUACCUUUGUUAGCUUUGGGCCAAUUAAACACGCUAAUGUGAUUGUGACAUAAAUCUGGCAUUACUGCAUUAUGCGCUGCAGUUCUCUGUACUUGCAAUGCAUUGUUUCCAAUACGUCAAGUGGUGCUAAACCGAAAUUGACUAAACUAUAAAGUACACAAAAAUAAAUAAAUAUGCCAUUUGGAGGUACAACAUGAUAGUUAGAGAAGGAGUAAGUUUCAUCGGUGUUAUAAUUAUGAGGGAGUCUUUGGAGACAAAAAGGAACCGCUGCACUUGAAAGUUUGUUGCAAUCCAAAAAAAACCUCAGUGGAACUGUUAGGAUAAAAAUAUCCCAAAAAUCUCUCUUUCAUAAUGUCAGAGAACUUGAUUAAACUGAAAUGGGCCCUGAUAAAAAAAACAGUUCCCCACCCCUGAAAGAAAGUGUGUGAGACGCCCAGUAUGAUCCAAGCUGGUGGCAGCCUUUUGAAGCAGACUGGGAAUUCCCGACCAAGCAAAGAAAAAUGUCAUGCGUGUGUGUGUGUUUACACGACUUUGUACAGGAACCUGUGAGUGGUGAUUAUAAGUAUUCCUAAUGACGCCUUACCGCACGCACGUCUGUUGCCUGCUCAGAUGCCUGAUUUUAUUCACCCCCAACCCCCGCCUGUGCCACAAUUUCAUUUUUAUCAGACCAUCCCUUAUUGCCCAACCAUGUUCGUGUUAUUUGAUGCAAUGUAUUUAGAUUGCUGUUACUAUUUCCCUCUCCACACCAAGUAAUGUGUAAUAUGCUACUUUUAUUUCAUCAUGCGUCAUCUUUUUGGGAGGGAGAUCCACACCUUUAAAAGAUGAAGAAUACCAAUAAGACAUUUCAGUCUCUUGACAGGUUAGAUUUUACCUCAGUUUCUCACCAUUGAUCCUCUUUGUUGAGUUGAACACACCUCCAUAUUGUACGUGUUGACAUUUUUUGUUGUUGAUGUUGUUUGUAAAUAAAGAUUCAGCAGAUGUUU
This is a messenger RNA of Hippocampus comes (tiger tail seahorse), 2695 nucleotides long. RefSeq names its product mitochondrial fission regulator 1-like (gene mtfr1l). Gene Ontology annotation, biological process: aerobic respiration; mitochondrial fission. The transcript is spliced from 8 exons. Lineage: Eukaryota; Metazoa; Chordata; Actinopteri; Syngnathiformes; Syngnathidae. Gene Ontology annotation, cellular component: mitochondrion. The record is from RefSeq and is a predicted model, not a curated record. Bases 265 to 1215 code for a protein of 316 amino acids.